Messenger RNA from Theobroma umbraticum, 507 nucleotides. Lineage: Eukaryota; Viridiplantae; Streptophyta; Magnoliopsida; Malvales; Malvaceae. The record is from RefSeq and is a predicted model, not a curated record.
AUGGCAUCCUUGUCAGCCCUGGUUGAUUUGUCUUGGUUAAUGGCAUUGCUGCAAGAAAAACCAAAGUUCCAUCAAUCUUGCCCAUGUCAACCAAGCACAACGCAACAAUCUUUCUUCUGCAAAGAUUGCAUGCUGGGUUUUUUGUUUUGUGAAAGUUGCAAGAACUACUCUCUUGAUCAUCGAGAUCACCAAGUUCUUCAAGUGUUUAAAUUUGUGUAUCAACGAUUAGGAAUUAGGGUUUCAGUAAUACAAGAUUUGUUCUACUUAUCUGAUAUCGAAUAUGAUAAUAUCGAGAAUUAUGGUUGGAUUGUUUACAUUGAUAGAAAGAUACAAGAAAAACAGCAUGGAAGUAGUGGAAGUAGUAAUAGUAGUAAGAGUGGCUACAAAGGUAGAAAAGAGUGUGAAGUAUGUGAAUGUGAAUUACAAAGUUCAACAUCAAAGUAUUGCUCAAUCGAAUGCAAGGUUGAGAAACAGACCAAUUCGAUUAUUACUUCCUAUGAUGAAUAA